Molecule: messenger RNA, 1062 nt
Organism: Limanda limanda (common dab)
Lineage: Eukaryota; Metazoa; Chordata; Actinopteri; Pleuronectiformes; Pleuronectidae
Product: thymosin beta-12
Exons: 3
Coding region: 104-238 (44 amino acids)
Biological process (GO): actin filament organization; regulation of cell migration
Cellular component (GO): cytoplasm
Molecular function (GO): actin monomer binding
Source: RefSeq, a predicted model, not a curated record
UCUGAGUAUAAGUGAUGCCUGCGCAAAGACGCGCCACUAUAUUGCUGCACCACCUCGACCAGAGACCUUCAUCCACCAGACAGCUCCAAGACUCUCUGCAACCAUGAGCGACAAGCCCACUCUCACCGAGGUCACCUCCUUCGACAAGACCAAGCUGAAGAAGACCGAGACGCAGGAGAAGAACCCCCUGCCCUCCAAAGAGACCAUCGAACAGGAGAAGGCGGCUGCGACGUCGUGAAGCCCCCCCCUCCAUGUCAUGCACUGUACACCCCCCACUCCUCCUCCACCACCUCCUCCUCCUCCCGCAUUGCCUUGUUUUCAGUCACACCUUCUUAGCCGUAUAACGUUGUAACCGAAAUUAUGAAAACGACAAACCGAGCCCCGCCCCCCCCAGCCGCCGCCGCACGUGGACGGAUGAUGCCUUUGCCAGGGCAGUCAGCGGCCGCCUCGGGGGGGCACCACCUCCGCCGCCUUGAGGAAGAGGAGAGGGGGGGCAGUAGUCUUCUUCUACACCACCUGAACCGAGAGAGACCCCCGGCGGCCCCCGAAAAACCACCAACAUCCAACUUCCUGUGUGGCUGCGUUUGCACCAAAGCUAAAGGUGUCGAGCUUUUUUAAAAAAACGUUUUUUCCUUUUUGUCGUUUUUCGUCUUCUAAUUUUCGGGAAAAAAAAAUGCACAACUUUAUUUGUACGCCGGCCAAAAUGUAAAUGCCCCCAAAAUUGAUACUGUUUUCUGUCACAGUGUUUGUUUCUUUUUUGUAUGUACACAAGGUUUAAAAAGAACGUGUGACUGAUUCCAUCGAGAUCUGGGAGACGCACACAUGGACCUUCUUCUUCACGGUUGCAUUGUAACAUGCUUCGGCCCUUUUCUUUCUCAGAGCUAUUGGGGAUAACUUAUCUGUCGUAACCUCUGCAAGAUAAAAAACCACCGGCGACUGAUUCCAUGCAUUCGCUUCGAGCCGUAGAUCAAAAGUCCCAGUCGUCAUGUUACUCUGCCACAAAACCCAUUGCCAGAAAAUGGAGAAACCGUGAAAUGUUGUAAUAAAAAGUUUGUUACUAAA